Schizosaccharomyces osmophilus is the source of this 738-nucleotide messenger RNA. It is a transcript of the gene cia1, whose product is annotated as histone H3-H4 chaperone Cia1. Bases 1 to 738 code for a protein of 245 amino acids. Gene Ontology annotation, biological process: nucleosome assembly; DNA replication-dependent chromatin assembly; nucleosome disassembly. The transcript has a single exon. Gene Ontology annotation, molecular function: histone binding. The record is from RefSeq and is a predicted model, not a curated record. Lineage: Eukaryota; Fungi; Ascomycota; Schizosaccharomycetes; Schizosaccharomycetales; Schizosaccharomycetaceae. Gene Ontology annotation, cellular component: nucleus.
AUGUCGAUCGUCAAUAUCCUAAGCGUGAAUGUCUUGAACAAUCCAGCCAAGUUUUCAGACUCGUACAAAUUCGAAAUCACUUUUGAGUGCUUAGAACCGUUGAAAAGCGACCUGGAAUGGAAAUUAACGUACGUGGGUAGUGCUACAUCUCAAAGCUAUGAUCAAAUUUUGGACACGCUUUUGGUGGGACCUAUUCCUAUUGGAAUCAACAAGUUUGUUUUUGAAGCAGAUCCACCCAACAUCGACUUGCUUCCAGAACUCAGCGAUGUAUUAGGAGUUACAGUGAUUUUGCUGUCUUGUGCUUAUGAGGAAAACGAAUUUGUUCGCGUUGGUUAUUAUGUAAACAACGAAAUGGAGGGAAUCAACUUGCAAGAAAUGGAAGAUACCGAAAUCAAGAAAGUCAAGGUUGACAUUUCAAAAGUAUGGAGAAACAUCCUAGCCGAGAAACCAAGGGUGACAAGGUUCAACAUUCAGUGGGAUAAUCCUGACUUUGAUGAUGCACCGCCUGUUCAUCCAGAAGCCGAGGAGGAGGAGGAAGAAGAAGAGCCAGAGGAGGCCGACGAGGAACUCGAAGAGGACGGGGAACCCGAGGAAGAAGACGAAGACGAGGAAGAAGAUGCUGGUGAUGAGGAGGAAGAAGAAGAAAUUGAUAUCGAAGACGAAGAAGAACCUUCCACCUCCCAACCUCAAAAUCCCAAAAAAGAAUCUAAAGCUCCCGAUUCCACCGAGAAACAGUAA